AAAGUGUAUAUAUAUAUAACCCGCACGCCACUAGACUUUCAGUUGAUAACUUGAUAUCUUAUCUCUUGAUUUCUGUUCGUCUUCAAGUGUGGAUUUGAAAAGAAAAAAUAUGGAUUUCUUCGAGAGAUAACUAAUUUUUUUUUUUAGAUUUUUGAGUUCUUGAGCUUCUUUAUUUUGAAUUUUAAUACUAAGUUCUCUUUUUUCGGUGAGAAUUUCGAUUUUUCCGGUGAUAUCGCCGUUUGUUUCUUCAACUUCCCCAACCACAGUUUCGGGUUUUCCGGUGGUGUCGCCGUUUUUACCCGAAACUUCAGAAAACUGCAAUCUUUCGUGGAGGGAUGAAAUGGGUUUUCUUAAUAACAUCGUCUUAAACGUUUUUUUUUUUUUUUUAAUUUACCCAAAAAAUAUUUAAAUUUCUUAAUUAUUUGAAUGUAUUCUUUGUUAAGAUCCAUAUGGUCUUUUCUUCUUUGGAGUAGUUGGGUUAAUUUCCUCGUUUAAGACAUGUUUGUUGAAGUUAAUUAAUCUAAAUUACUAUUAAAUUUCUAACAUUUUCUUGUAUUUCGGUUUAGUUGUAUUUAAGAUUUUGAUACUUUAUUGGCUUAGAAUCUGAAUUCAUUCUGCUUCGUUUCCAUUUUAAUUAUCAGUUUACAAUCAUCGACUUUUGUUCAAUAAAAAGAAUAUAAAAACAGGGAGAAAAUGGCUCUUUCUUUCACUAGAUUUUCAUGGUGGUGGUCGGCAGAGAAAGAGAAAGAGCAAGUCUCCAAUGGGUCAUCGGUAAAUUCGUUAAAUUCUUUGUCUGAUUGGGGUUUAGGAUUGAGAGGAGAGCCCGAAGGGUUGAAGUUUCCAUCAGUGAAGGGGACUAAUAGUAGAAUGCCCUCUUGGAGUUCGAAUAGAAAACUGAAAAAGAAAUGGAAAAGUAGAGAGGAGAGGAGGAGGAUUGACAAGGAGUAUGAUGUGGUGGUGGUGCCAUCAGAUGGCGUUUGUUUAUCGGGGUCUGAAUCUGACGACUCAGACUGGUCCAUCGGGUGGCUGGAACCACACGCCCCCGGUUUCCAGAGUGAUGAUGAGGCAGAUGGCAGUUUUGCUGUGUUAGUCCCUUGUUAUAGACAUGAUUGCGAAGAAUUAGAGGGCGUAGACGAGGAGGGGAUGGGUAGUCAAUUCCUGAGUGCAAUUAGAAACCUUCCGAAUCAGUGCUCUGCUGAGGGAAAGAAGUUCAUGGAGCAAUGGCUUUCCUCUUACAACAAUUAUUGAAGCUACUACUAUUUACCGUCAAAUUCUAAAGUACAAGCUGCUGAGUCGAGAUCAAUAUUUGUCUACAUUGACAAGUACCUCUUUCAGUUAUCCAAAAGAGUAAAUACUUUGAUUUUGUGAAAAUCGAGAGGAAGACACAUAAUUGUUUCAGCUCAGCAUUGCAAUAUGUAAUUCUUGAUGUUAUCAAAGUUAAGCUUCGAUAUGUAACGACUGUUCAGUGUAAAUAUAGCCAUUGUGAAUAAAAUCCUGCUUCUUUUUGAAGCCUGUCUAUUCUCUUGGACAGAAAGAUUUGACUCC
Molecule: messenger RNA, 1545 nt
Organism: Olea europaea var. sylvestris
Lineage: Eukaryota; Viridiplantae; Streptophyta; Magnoliopsida; Lamiales; Oleaceae
Exons: 2
Coding region: 694-1248 (184 amino acids)
Source: RefSeq, a predicted model, not a curated record